Acanthisitta chloris (rifleman) is the source of this 3021-nucleotide messenger RNA. RefSeq names its product family with sequence similarity 160, member A1 (gene FHIP1A). Lineage: Eukaryota; Metazoa; Chordata; Aves; Passeriformes; Acanthisittidae. The transcript has 11 exons. Bases 1 to 3021 code for a protein of 1006 amino acids. The record is from RefSeq and is a predicted model, not a curated record.
AUGUCCUCUGGAACCAGUAUCAGCAGAAUUCGUCAGGCUCCCAGCCUGCAGGGUGUUGACCCAGAAACAUGCAUGAUAGUGUUUAGAACACACUGGGCACAGGUUCUGAAAAUCUUAGAGAAGCAUGAUCCUUUGAAAAACGCCCAGGCAAAGUAUGGGGCAAUCUCACCUGAUGAGGCCAGCACUGUUCAGAAUUAUGUGGAGCACAUGCUCUUCUUAUUAAUCGAGGAGCAAGUGAAGGAUGCCUCAAUGGGGCCUAUUCUGGAGUUUGUGGUUUCGGAAAACAUCAUGGAGAAGCUUUUCCUUUGGAGCCUACGGCGACAGUUCACCGAUGAGACAAAAAUUGAGCAACUCAAAAUGUAUGAAAUGCUAGUAACUCAGUCUCAUCAGCCUUUACUGCAUCAUAAGCCCAUUUUGAAGCCUUUGAUGAUGUUGCUGAGUUCUUGCUCAGGUACAGCCACUCCAACAGUGGAAACAGAGUUGGUCAUCCUCUUGAACCAGCUCUGCUCUAUAAUAGCCAAAGAUCCCUCAAUUUUAGAACUGUUUUUCCACACUAGUGAGGACCAAGGAGCUGCCAAUUUCCUCAUAUUUUCCCUGCUGAUUCCCUUUAUCCAUCGAGAAGGAACAGUAGGCCAACAGGCCCGUGAUGCGUUGCUUUUCAUAAUGUCUCUGUCUGCAGAAAACAACGUUGUUGCAAAGCACAUAGCAGAAAACACCUAUUUUUGCCCAGUGCUAGCAACAGGACUAAGUGGCCUCUAUUCAUCUUUGCCUACAAAGCUGGAAGAAAAAGGAGAAGAAUGGCACUGUCUGCUGAAAGAUGACUGGCUCUUGACACCAGCCCUUGUGCAGUUCAUGAAUUCCCUUGAAUUUUGCAAUGCUGUGAUACAGGUGGCACAUCCCUUGAUACGUAACCAGCUUGUGAAUUACAUCUACAAUGGGUUCUUGGUGCCAGUAAUGGCUCCUGCACUCCAUAAGGUGACUGUGGAAGAAGUGAUGACCACUACUGCAUACCUGGAUCUGUUCUUGCGUAGUGUUUCUGAGCCAGCUCUCCUCAAGAUUUUCCUCCGCUUCAUUUUGCUGCACCGACACGAGAAUGUGCAUAUCCUAGAUACACUUACUAGCAGGAUCAACACACCAUUCCGGCUCUGUGUGGUCUCCUUGGCAUUGUUCAGAACACUCAUUGGCUUGCAUUGUGAAGAUGUGAUGUUACAGCUUGUUUUAAGGUAUCUGAUCCCAUGCAACCACAUGAUGCUGAGCCAGCGCCGUGCUGUGAAAGAGAGAGACUGCUAUUCUGUAUCUGCUGCAAAACUGCUGGCCCUGACACCAGUCUGCUGCACCACUGGAAUCACUCUGACACUUGAAAGCCAAGGAAAAGAUUAUAUCCUAUGGACAAAAGCAGCACAAACUAAAGAUCCUGGUGGACGCUCCUCUGAAUCUGCUUGCAUCGUGGAAUAUGGAAGAGCUGUGGACAUCAGCUACUUGCAGUACCUGGGGGAAGCUCAAGAAGCCAUCCUCCAGUGCUUGAAAGAUUGUAAGGUUUGGUCUGCUUUGUAUGAUGGGGUAAACCCUGAUCCAGACACCUUUAUCCAAACACUUGCUGAGGAGAACAGUACAGAUGUGGAACACCCCAUGUUUCGGCUCCAGCAAAGGACACCUAGCACAUGUAGCUCCUCUCAAGUAACUCCAUGCAGUGAGAAGAUGCAGUUGGAGCUAGAAUGGGAUGAUAGCUAUGACACAGGAAUUUCUCCUGGUUCUAAUGUGAGCUCACCACAAGCGUAUGAUGAUCUGGGAAGCGCAGAAAUGCAGCCACCAGCAGAGCCACCAAAACACAUUCAAGAAAUGAAAAAAAAUGCCAUUAUGCUCAUUAAAGGUUCUUACAUAGAGGAAUCAGACUUUCAGGAUGAUGUUAUGGUUUACAGGUUAUGCGCCCAGAAGGAUACUCAAGAUGAUGACAGCUCCAAGGAGAAAACUUUAAAUGCAGCCAGAGAACAUGAGGUGCAAAGCCAGACAGUAAUCAAUGGGCCUCUUGCAAAGACCCAGCUGGAAAUGGACUUGGAUGAGCACAGUAAGAGAAAUUCAAGCUCAACUCAAGGUGUAAUGAAAGAACAAAUAAACCAGAAAAUGGCUGAGAUUGAUCCACAGCCAGACUUGGAGUUGAAGCUUUCUUCUCAGGAGGCAGAUUGUAACUUAAGUGUAAGACUGCUGAGCACAGAUGGUGAGGAUUUCAUUGCACAGUAUGACAAAAUUAUUAAGGAACUGGAUCCAAACAGCACAAGCUUGGAGGAGCAGAAGUUGGAUACUCCUGACCCUGUCUCUCCAGCAGAAGAGGAAGAGGACUUUGAGAAUUUCUCAGCAGACACCCCUUCUGCAGAGAGCAUGCCAUCUCCCUUUGGACCAAAGGAGGAUGGCUCUCCUAAACACACUUCGAGGAGUCAGAGCGUUCCAUUUACAGGACCAUUCAUCAGUGUAGUGUUGUCGAAGCUGGAGAACAUGCUGGAGAAUUCCUUGCAUGUAAAUUUGCUACUUAUUGGGAUUAUCACUCAGCUGGCGAGUUAUCCACAGCCCCUUCUUCGCUCCUUUCUGCUCAACACCAACAUGGUGUUCCAGCCCAGCGUGCGGUCACUUUAUCAGGUGCUGGCAUCUGUGAAAAAUAAGAUUGAACAUUUUGCUUCCAUUGAAAAAGACUUUCCAGGUCUUCUCCUGGAGGCCCAACAGUACUUGCUUUUUCGUGUGGACAUGUCUGAUGCUGCAGAAGAAUUGCUAACCAAAGGUAAUGUCCAGCACAGCAGCAACACAGGGAAAGGAAGGAACCUCUCUGAAUCUUACCCGACAGUACUCCAGCCUUUCCUGGGACAGAAAGGAAAGAAAGGUCUGGCUCAUCCUGGCCUUCCUGCACACGUGAGGAAUGCUGUACUUGCAGCUGCCCUUUUCCCGGAGUUCCUGAAGGAGUUGGCAGCUCUAGCCCAGGAGCAUUCCAUUUUAUGUUACAAAGUACUGGGGGAUUUUGAAGAUUAUUAUUAG